AUGUCUCGCUCACGCCGGGGAUUCUGGCCCAUUAUCCUACUCUGCUUCCUACUUUUCUGCUUUCUGUAUCGACUUCAUCCAUCAUAUCCUGGGGCCAUACCUCCAUUGGAAAUUCUCUCCUUGCCAAUUGAAUCCAAUAUCUUGCAUCCGGGGGAUUUUGUCGAUCCUGCGGGCUAUCCCCAUCCCUACAUCGCACCAGCCCAGGACUAUGCGCUACGGGAGCCUGAUGGCGAGGGAACACUUAAUGAUGUGCCGGAAGACAGGUUCUACAGAGGGGGCACCCUCACCUUAAGCACUCAGGGCGAUGAUAAAGAACACCCCAAGCCAGCAAUAUACGACCCUUAUCCUGUCUACAAUAGUCUUAAAUGGCAUAAGACAUGGACUGGAAAUCAUCAGCCUUGCCGUGGCCCCCGAGGUAGAGAUAUCAAUCGCGCCAACAGCGAGGAUAUGAUGAUGGUGUAUCGUGGGACUCAGAAAGAUUUCCCAUUCCCUAUGUUCGGAUCCCAUGAAGCGAUCGGCCUCGAUCAUAAUGUAUGCGUCGAUCGGUACUCGCGUUAUGGACCGUACGGACUAGACGAGUUCAAUGAUGCGGAUGUUCCGGGAUUCCAACGACCUCCUAGGAUCUUCUGGGGAAAUAUCAACUGGGGUUAUCUUCAAUCGUCAUGCUAUGAGCGAAAUGCCGAUAGAUACGACCCCGAUCGACCAGACCAGCAUUACUCUCGCCAUGUUCUCUCGCUGUACCCCCGGAAACCCCGCUCGGCUGUUCUUCUUCGCGCAUCGGAUAGCAUGAAAUGGACACCCAGUCAUGCGCAGUAUCUCCGGUCGUUGAUUAUGGAGCUUUCUCUGCAUUCCGGAUCUGAAUAUCAGGUAUUCUUCCUGGUUGAUGUGCACAGUCCUAUCGAUCUCGAGAACGAUGAGGAGGGUGUUCAAAUGCUAAAGCAGAAGAUCGUGCCUGCCGAAUUCCGCAAUAUGACUGUUCUCUUCAACGAACGUCUGCUGGAAAGAUGGUAUCCCAAGCUAGACGAACACCGUGCAAUCUACCAGCAUCUCCAGGCAACUCAAGUCUUCUCCCUGAUGUAUCCGGAGUUUGAUCACUACUGGCAAUUAGAAUUCGACAACCGAAUCAUCGCACACGCCUAUCAUUUCUUCGAGCAGGCUAUCGACUUCGCCAAACGACAACCGCGAAAAUACCUCUGGGAGCGAAAUGCUUAUUUCUACACCCCCGGCGCCCACGGUGACUGGAGCGACUUCUCUAACAUGGUAACGCUAUCAAUGGAAGGCAAGCAAAGUAUCUGGGGUCCCCUCGAAUAUUCCGGGAUAACGCCAGCCGGACCGACGCCACCGGUCUCACGACCUCAAGCCGAUCAUUUCGAAUGGGGUGUCGGUGAAGAAGCGGAUCUAAUAACCUUUCUACCGAUCUUCGAUCCAAAAAAUACAUCCUGGACAUUCCCAUGGAUGAUCUGGAAUCUAGAUGAGGAUAUCCCGCGUCGCACCUCGGUCAUCACCCAAUGGCGCGUUUCCAAGCGGCUUUUGAGAGAAAUGCACAAUGCGCAGCUCGAAGGACAGGCUUUUGCAUCGGAGAUGUCGGCUCCGUCUUGGACGCUUUUGCAUGGCUUCAAGGCUGUGCAUGUUCCCCAGCCCAUUUAUGUAGAUGGGAAAUGGACGUCGGCGGAAAUGUCGAGGAUCUUCAAUCGCGGUGCACCAGAGAAUAUCAAUGGAGAUUCGAAUAGUAUUUGGAAUUGGGAUCAUAAAUUCGAUUACCUUUGGUAUCGCAUUUCGUUCAUGUUCGCGACGCAGACGGCGGAAGAUUUGUUUCGGCGAUGGUCGGGUUAUCCGCCUAAUCCAGCUCGACAUCUCAGUGGGGAGAGGCCUGAAUACCGGCCUGGGAGGUAUUGGGAUGAAAGUGGUAGUUUGGAUGAACCUGCCAAUGGUCGCAUGUGUCUGCCAUUCAUGCUCCUGCAUACCAUCAAGAACACGGAGCCUGAUGCGACGUCUAAUCUGCCAGUCACCGACUCCGCUCUCCAAGAUGAUGCUAUCUGA
This is a messenger RNA of Penicillium brevicompactum, 2040 nucleotides long. Its product is annotated as DUF3405 domain-containing protein. The transcript has 6 exons. The record is from RefSeq and is a predicted model, not a curated record. Lineage: Eukaryota; Fungi; Ascomycota; Eurotiomycetes; Eurotiales; Aspergillaceae. The coding region runs from base 1 to 2040 and encodes 679 amino acids.